This is a messenger RNA of Triticum dicoccoides, 2358 nucleotides long. Its product is annotated as endo-1,4-beta-xylanase 5-like. NCBI's taxonomy places the organism in Eukaryota, Viridiplantae, Streptophyta, Magnoliopsida, Poales, Poaceae. The record is from RefSeq and is a predicted model, not a curated record. Gene Ontology annotation, molecular function: carbohydrate binding; hydrolase activity, hydrolyzing O-glycosyl compounds. The transcript has 5 exons. Gene Ontology annotation, biological process: carbohydrate metabolic process. The coding region runs from base 462 to 2186 and encodes 574 amino acids.
CGUAGGCACCGGCUAAGCUAGACAGAAAAGAAAAACUAGAGUGGAGCAGUACGUGGAGAAUUAGAAAGGCCAAGUGUCUUGCGCGGGCGGGCGACGGAUCGGCAUCCAGCACCCCUCCGGCCGCGCUUGCUUGGCAAGCUCGAUCUCCUCCCGUGCGGGUGGUGAGGUGAGCGCGGCCAGCAAGCAAAGCGCGCGCGCGCGACGGAUAUCAUAAUCUUUUGGCCCCGUCGCCGUCGCGGGGGGUGUUGCUGUUGCCCGCCCUCCCACCAUAAAUUCGGGCGGCAGGCCACGCAAAGAUCGUUGGUGCGGAUGUCCAGGGAACAGAGCAAGGGAGCGCGAGUGUGAGCGUGGACUGGACCGUCGUCUACCUCUGCCUCUUCUUCCUCCUCUACCUACUGCCGCUCUUGAGCAAGUGCCUUGGUCUCUUCAGGGGGUGGAGCACGAACUGCUGACCGACGGCGAUGGCUACCACGAUGGAGAAGCUGGUGUUCUUGCUCUUAUGGGCUGCUGCUCUAAUGGAAGGUUCCAUGGUGAAGUCUCUCCCGUACGAUUCUUCCGCAAGCGUCGAGUGCUUGGUUGAGCCGAUGGAGCCGCACUACGGCGGCGGGCUCAUCGUCAACCCGGACUUCAGCGCCGGCCUCCGGGGCUGGUCGGCCUUCGGCUACGGCAGCGUCGCCGAGGGCGCGUCGGUGGCCACGGGGAACCGGUACGCCGUGGCGGGCAACCGGACGCGGCCGUACCACAGCGUCAGCCAGAAGGUGUACCUGCAGAACGACACGCACUACACUCUGUCCGCGUGGUUGCAGGUGAGCCAUGGUGCCGCCGCCGACGUGUGGGCGGUUGUCAAGACCGCCGACGACUUCGUUCACGUCGGCGGCGCCGUGGCCAAGCCCGGGUGCUGGUCCAUGCUCAAGGGCGGGUUCACCGCCGCCAACGCCGGGCGCGCCGAGAUCUACUUCGAGAGCAACGCGACGGUGGACAUAUGGGUGGACAGUGUCUCGCUGAAGCCGUUCAGCAAGGAGGAGUGGGCGGCGCACCGGACGGAGUCGACCCGCGCCGUGCGGAGGAAGAUGGUGAGGCUCCAGGCCAAGGACUCCGGCGGGAACCCGCUGCAGGGCGCGGAGGUGUCGGUGGAGAACGUGCGCAGCAGCUUCCCUCUGGGCGCGGCCAUGAGCCGCGAGAUCCUGACCAACCCGGGGUACCAGCAGUGGUUCACGUCCCGGUUCACGGUGACCACGUUCGAGAACGAGAUGAAGUGGUACAGCACGGAGCCGGCGCCGGGGCGGGAGGACUACACGGUGCCGGACGCGAUGCUGGCGCUGGCGAAGCAGCACGGCAUCGGGGUGCGCGGGCACAACGUGUUCUGGGACGACCCCAAGCAGCAGCCGCGGUGGGUGCAGUCGCUCCCCUACCCGGAGCUGCUGGCGGCGGCGUCGCGGCGGAUCCGGUCCUUCGUGUCGCGGUACGCCGGGCAGGUGAUCGCGUGGGACGUGGUGAACGAGAACCUGCACUACUCCUUCUUCGAGCGGCAGUUCGGGUGGGACGCGUCCACGGCCUUCUACGCGGCGGCGCGGCUGCUGGACGCCGGGUCGGCGCUCAUGUUCAUGAACGACUACAACACGCUGGAGCAGCCCGGGGACAUGGCGGCGGCGCCGGGGAGGUACGUGGACCGGCUGCGGCAGAUCAUCGCGUCCUACCCGGAGAACGGCGCCGGCAUGGCCAUCGGGCUGGAGGGGCACUUCACCACCCCCAACAUCCCCUACAUGCGCGCCGCGCUCGACUCGCUGGCCCAGAUCGGGCUCCCCGUGUGGCUCACGGAGGUGGACGUGGCCGGCGGGCCGUCGCAGGCGCAGCACCUGGAGGAGGUGCUGCGGGAGGCGUACGCGCACCCGGCGGUGCAGGGGGUCAUCCUCUGGUCCGCGUGGCGGCCGCAGGGGUGCUACGUCAUGUGCCUCACCGACAACAACUUCAGGAACCUGCCGCAGGGGGACGUGGUGGACCGGCUGCUCGCCGAGUGGAGGACGGCGGCGCAGACCGGCACCACCGACGAGCAGGGCUACUUCCAGGCCGAGGUCGCGCACGGCGACUACAAGGUCACCGUCAGCCACCCCUCGCUCAACACCUCCGUCUCGCAGAGCGUCACGGUCGACCUCGGCUCCGGGAACCACUUCUUCAUCCAGGCCUAGUAGAAUCAAAAAUGCUUUCGCUAGGUGUAAUGCAGAAAUGUUCCAGGGCAUCGGAGUAGUAACUAUUGAGAAAUCACUACGUGGUACUGUAGAACACACUAGAUUUAGCCAUUCAUGUACACAAAGUUUACACCGUAUAAAAAAAGGAGGCCGUACUACUUUACACGAUUCC